Molecule: messenger RNA, 255 nt
Organism: Ostreococcus lucimarinus CCE9901
Lineage: Eukaryota; Viridiplantae; Chlorophyta; Mamiellophyceae; Mamiellales; Bathycoccaceae
Exons: 1
Coding region: 1-255 (84 amino acids)
Source: RefSeq, a predicted model, not a curated record
AUGGUCGCUCCGGGAUGGCAAAACAAGAAGAAGAAAACCUUGAAGGCGCGCGACAGCAAAAACUCGAAGGCGCUGAAAUUGAAACGAGGGACGAAAGCCAAACACGACGCGAUGAAGAAGCGCGUGAGCGGUAAAGCGCGGACGGGGAAAGCGGCGAGGCACGCGCUGCGGAACGAACGGCGCGCGGCGAGAAACGCGAUAGAUGAUGCGGCGAAGAAGGCGAGCAUGGAGAACCAAGACGUCGUGAUGAAGUAG